This is a messenger RNA of Magallana angulata, 1606 nucleotides long. RefSeq lists its product as uncharacterized. Lineage: Eukaryota; Metazoa; Mollusca; Bivalvia; Ostreida; Ostreidae. The record is from RefSeq and is a predicted model, not a curated record. Gene Ontology annotation, molecular function: protein binding. Bases 350 to 1393 code for a protein of 347 amino acids. The transcript has 4 exons.
AAUUAAAAUGUCAGAAUAAGGACCCGUUCUGCUUAGAAUGCCCCUUGUUGUUAAAUAUUUACCGAUACGAACAAGUCAUCCUAAAACCGUCACAAAAAACUUAUUCUAAAUACAUCUAACUGAAAUUUUCGGUUUUAUCUGCCAGAUUGUUUAAACAGUUAAGGAAAAUCAACAAGAAAAAGUUAAGUUGGUAUAAGGAUUUUCAAUCUGGCAACUGGUAUUCAGGGAUUGUACGUUUCAUUGUCCGAGCUGCUAUGUGCAACUUACGGACAGUAGUUUUAAAUGACCCCCUCCCCCAAUAAUCAGGAACUGACUUGCACUAGGGAAAUAAGUCAACAGAAUCGUUGAUAUGUUUCGAGAAGCUGUAUUUGGAUUGAUUUUAGCAUUUCUAGUCACCUGCAUUAUUCUGCAAGAGAAGCGAUUCGAGGAAUUGGAUUCAGCACACAGCCAUUUGUGGAAUAGAAUAGAAGAACUGACGCAGGCUAACCAGAAUUUGUCAAAUAUUGUUCAUGACUCUUCGAAGAAAGUAGCCUUCACAGCCGGAACAUCCGGUGCAGAGAAUAUCGGGACCGGAAGUACAAUAGCUUUUCCGGUUGUGAUAAACAAUGAAGGCGGUGGAUACAAUCCGGGUACCGGGGUAUUUACCGCCCCCACAUCCGGUCAAUACGUCUUCUUUGUAAGUGCACAAGGCUAUGGAAGCAAUACACUGUACGUCAGCAUCGUUCACAAUGGCGGAGCAAAGGUCAUGACUAUGUCGGACGGAGGGCGGGGGAAAGAUUUCUACGACUCCGGGACGAACUUGGCGGCUCUGAAUUUACAGCAGGGGGAUACAGUGUGGGCCAAGUGCCAGAGUGGGUCGUCUUACUACAGCGAGGGAAUUCCUAUUACAACAUUUUCUGUCGCCUGCAUUAUUCUGCAAGAGAAGCGAUUCGAGGAAUUAGAAUCAGAACACAGCCAUUUAUGGAAUAAAGUAGAAGACCUGACCCAGAAUGGCUCUUUGAAUAAAGUGGCCUUCACAGCCGGAACUUCUGGUGCAGGGAAUAUCGGGACCGGAAGUACAAUAGUGUUUCCGGUGGUGAUAAACAACGAAGGCGGUGGAUACAAUCCGGAUACCGGGGUAUUUACCGCCCCUAGAUCCGGCCAGUACGUCUUCUUUGUAAGUGCACAGGGCUAUGGAAGCGACACACUGUACGUGAGUAUCGUCCACAAUGGCGGUGCAAAGGUCAUGACUAUGUCGGACGGAGGGCGGGGGAAAGAUUUUUACGACUCCGGGACGAACUUGGCGGCUCUGAAUUUACAGCAGGGGGAUACAGUGUGGGCCAAGUGCCACAGUGGGUCGUCUUACUACAGCGAGGGAAUUCCUAUUACAACAUUUUCUGGUUUUCUCAUAUGAAAUAUGACGUCACCAACUACAGAGCGUUAAAAAUUAUGAUUCCAAUGAGCAUCUAUAGAGACUCUCUGAGAGUCUUACAUAAACUCGAACGUGUGCAUUUUUUAUGAACAUGUAACAAUAUGAAACUGGUAUGAAAGUGGGCGUCAUAUGGUAUAGCAAAGAUAAUGGUUUAACUAUAAAUGAAGUAAAGUUCAUAUAUUCUCUAAAAAAAAA